AUGGUCAUCCGCGUGUUCAUCGCCUCCUCCUCGGGCUUCGUGGUGAUCAAGAAGCAGCAGGAUGUGGUUAGAUUUCUGGAAGCCAACAAGAUAGAGUCUGAGGAGGUGGACCUCACGACGUCAGAAGAGCAGAGGCAGUGGAUGUACAAGACCAUCCCGCCGGAGAAGAAGCCUGCUCGGGGCAACCCUCUGCCACCUCAGAUAUUUAAUGGCGACCGAUACUGUGCAGAUUAUGACAGUUUCUUUGCAUCCAAGGAAAGCAACACAGUCUUUUCAUUCUUAGGCCUGAAAUCACAGUUGGCAUCAAAGGCAGAACCUUAGCGAAGACAAGUGGAAGAGGACGGAGAUGCGUUUUGGAGCGCCCCUGGUACUCAGCACACACCUGCUUACCUAAUGCAUCACUGUGACAGAAGCCACAUGCAUUAUGAGUAACUUUGCUUGCCGUGGAAAAGGUGUUUUGGGAAGACAUGGGU
Molecule: messenger RNA, 473 nt
Organism: Balaenoptera ricei (Rice's whale)
Lineage: Eukaryota; Metazoa; Chordata; Mammalia; Artiodactyla; Balaenopteridae
Product: SH3 domain-binding glutamic acid-rich-like protein 2
Exons: 1
Coding region: 1-321 (106 amino acids)
Cellular component (GO): cytoplasm
Source: RefSeq, a predicted model, not a curated record